UCUCUUGCACUUGCUCCCUCAUUUUUCUCCUCUUCCAAGCAUUUACUUUCAUGGCUAUGAAUCCCCUUCAAAACCCUAGUUUCUUCCUCGACUACCACCAGUUUCAAGACUCGUCCUUCUCGUUCAUGGAUCUUUUCGAUGUCUCAAGUUACCCACUACCUAAUUUUGGCCUUGAAGCCGAGACCAUGGCGUCGUUGUCGACGGAGGCAAGAACGGAAGCAGAGAGGGGAUCCAUGAAAGCAACGUCCAUAGACAAUAAUAGCAUGCAAGUGGAGAAAAGAAAAAAGGAGAGAGGAGUUGGGUGCAAUAAUAGGGUUGCAUUUAGAACAAAGUCGGUUUUGGAAAUCUUAGAUGAUGGCUUCAAAUGGAGAAAGUAUGGCAAAAAAUCUGUCAAGAACACCUCUCAUCUAAGGAAUUACUAUAAAUGCUUGAAUGGAGGGUGUGGAGUGAAGAAGAGAGUAGAAAGAGACAGAGAUGAUUCAAGCUAUGUUAUAACAACAUACGAAGGGAUUCACAACCAUGCAAGCCCUUUUUUUGAUAUGGUGUAACGAUCUGAUAUUAGUUCAUCCUAGACAUCGUCCCAUUUGCCUUUCUUCAUCUCCUUCCUAUCCCUAUGCUU
Molecule: messenger RNA, 619 nt
Organism: Cucurbita maxima (winter squash)
Lineage: Eukaryota; Viridiplantae; Streptophyta; Magnoliopsida; Cucurbitales; Cucurbitaceae
Product: probable WRKY transcription factor 51
Exons: 2
Coding region: 51-548 (165 amino acids)
Biological process (GO): regulation of DNA-templated transcription
Molecular function (GO): DNA-binding transcription factor activity; sequence-specific DNA binding
Source: RefSeq, a predicted model, not a curated record